Molecule: messenger RNA, 6348 nt
Organism: Leishmania braziliensis MHOM/BR/75/M2904
Lineage: Eukaryota; Euglenozoa; Kinetoplastea; Trypanosomatida; Trypanosomatidae
Exons: 1
Coding region: 1-6348 (2115 amino acids)
Source: RefSeq, a predicted model, not a curated record
AUGGCGACUCACGCGUCGAAGUCGUCUGACGUGACGGCAGAGUCACUCUACCGUGACGUCGUCUGGCCCGCGCUUUGGAAGGUACUGCAGCUCACGCCGCCGCCAUCGUCGACUCCUGCUGAUGCCUGUGCAGGGAUCAGCGGUGGUGCUACCGAGCAUGUACGCUGUGCCCAUAGCCUGCAGAGGGCUGUUACACAGGCGCUUCUCCAGCUCCUCCGCACCGCCUGCACGGACCCUGGCACAUCCUCCAUGAAUGGGAUUUCGUUGGGUGUUAUGCAAGAAGUUGUGUCGCACCUCCUCCUUCACCCCCAUGGCAUCGAGCAAGCCACAGCUUCGCAGAUCGUGCCGGAGGCACAGAAGGGUGUGUUAGACUCGGCGACAACCUCGCCUACCGCUGCAGCGGCUGCUGUCGAGGUGGAGCGCCUCUACCUCUUAGUGUGUGCGGCGAUACAUCUGAGUGCGCAGAUGGCUGUCGCCCAGAUGGCGGUGGCCACGACCACCCCAACAGCUGGGACUGGCGCUGCUUACGCGGCGACGGCAAAUACAGCGGUGCCGCCGCAGCUGCCAUGGGGCGUCGCGCAGGCCUCCAAGUCGGUGGCUGCCGGUAUCUUUGCCCUAUCGUCCUCCGUGCACUCUUCUUCGUCCAUCUCCCUGCCGUCACCGAUUGCCUCACGCGCGGCUCCGAGUGUGCUGGGGUCGCCCUCCUCCCCGAUGACAACCAUAGCACCACAGCUGCUGCUACAACAGCAGCAGCAGCUAAAUCUGCACCACCUCUGGUUCACGUUUCUCUAUGUGUACCUGCAGCAGCUGUCGUCCCAUACGCCUAAGGACACAACCGCGUACGCGCGCUUCUUCGCCAGCUGUGGUGACGAGUGCCGCAAGCGCCUCUCCAUCGCCCCAGUACUGUCCGACGAAGACGACGACAUCGACGACGGAGUCGGUACUGUGGGCGCGAUAAUGCACCAGUCGACCGCCGCAAGUGAAACGGCCGCACUUCAGGCGUGGUCACACGUCUCGGCUGACCUACUCCGCGACACGAUUGCUCGCACGCGAUUUCGCCGAGCCGCGCUUCUCUUCAAGUCGUUUGUACCCCAUAUGCUGACGCAGGCCCCGACAGUGACAUUCCUGCUCGUCGACGUGCUCAGCGAGUUUGCUCGCAGUUGGUCGGUGUUUACUCGGUGCAUUCCAGCAGGGUGCAUGGCGGACGAUGUGGCGCAUCGACUAGCUCGCUACGAUACCCGUGGCAUAGUUCAUGGCAACAGUCCUGCUAGUCCAUCUCAUCAAUGGCAGCAGUGUAUUGACUUGCUUCGCGCCUACGGUGACCGUCUCACGCUGCUGCUCGGGACGGGCACGCCGCAUGGUCACUUGGUAACGACCGCGCUAUGCGCCGUUCUCUCAGCGCUUUACGUGUUGCCGCACACUCGCGGCACCGCCCCCGUGUCGAGCGCGGGUGAGGCAAGUGCCGUAGCCGCUGGCACUGCAGUCGGUGCGCGUGGAAAGCGUGAUGAGGAAGCGGCUGUGCUGGAAAUGGAGACAGCCUACGGGCAGCCACGCCGCACGUCGACGCUCAUCGCUGUCGGGGCAACCGCUACACCGUCAGUGGCUGGCGAGUCACUCAUGAGUGAGGCCGAGUGGCGGCUGAGGCACUACGCGCCGUUCGGCCAGCUCCUCGCCUACACACGCAUUCUGGAGCUGCAGAAGGCUCACCUGUUCGCCGUUGCCACGGCACAGCUGCGCGUCGGCCGAAGCGUAGCGCAGCAGGUAGAGCACACGCGGAUGCUGGCGCUGGCCGCGCUGUACUGUGGCGUGGCUGGGUGGGACUUGACAGUAUUGAUGUACCACUUCGCGGAGUGUCCACUAAACCCAUUUGGCGGCCCCGAGACGCCACCACCUGCACUGCCAAGCUCGGCGCUGGCGCGGUAUACCGCUGCAGUUCAGCAGUACGUUGAGCAGACCCAUGCCGAGCUUAUUAUAGACUUGCCUUUUACAGAGCUGUGCGCGCACGACGGCAGCGCUGACGGUGGUGGCAGCGGCAGGUCUAAGGGUCCACGCUUUCGCGGCAUGCGUCGCAGCGGGGGCGGCUAUGGCCAACAACAGCAGCAACAGGGAUUGCUACCGCAUUCAUCGUCGUCAGCGAUUCCUUCGCGCGGAGAGCUGCACACACGUCGAUUUCUACGCCUUGUGCACCCCGAUCCACUGCUGCUCAAUUGGCGCCAUCACCUCACCGUAGCGGAAGCGUCGGUAGCCGCCACAGCAACACAAAGCAGGACCUCCACCGCUGUCAUUGGAGGAGGAAGUGGCAGCAACACCACUGCCGUGCCAACGGGUGUCGCGCAGAGCUCUGUAAUGUCGCUCUCUUCAACGGCUGCUGCCUCAAGCACCAACUCGCCGGCCGGGUAUUCGAACGGGAGUAGCGGUGUCCCAGACGUACUCCUGUCGCCAUGCUGCUUGGUGCGCGAUAUCCUUGUUUCAGGGCAAUACGCCCUGGCGGCAGAUGGUAUGCGCCACCUCGCCAAGCCGAGAACGCCUCGUGUGGCCAGAACAUGGGACGCCAGCAUUGACGCACUGAGCGUGAACGUGCUCCUGCUCCCGCGCCGCGCGUAUCCGCAGCACAUUAGUGUUGCCUACUACGUGACGACCCUGCUGCGUCGGUGGCUGCAACGGUGGGAAGUUGCCGACCAGCCGCAACAGGCGGGUCAAGUCGAAGCUCCUGCAGUGAUGCAGCUGCGGGAUGAGGUCUUCCGCGUUCUCUCUUCUUUCGUGCCCAUCUUGUCAGUGGUACAGAGCUACAUGGCGAACCAGUCGCUGCUCGUCAGCAUCCUGGCACGACUAUCCUGGAUGUGUCGAACCACCGCCGCAGCAGCAACAGCAGCAGUACUAGCGUCAGCGGCAACCACCACAUUCUCGAACUGCGGCGUUGCACCGCCGACUCCGAAUGCAGUCUUCGCCCUGGCAGAGCAGCUGCUUGUCGUCUUCGUCAUGCCAUGCAUUCGCGUGUUGCCGCCUGCGCCGAUGGUUUACGAUGUGAUGGAGGACAUCCUGCGACUCUUUGCCCGCUUCAGCACCCCCGACGCACAGACGCACGUGGUGGUGCCGUACGGCGAGAACGCUGCCAUGCCGUUGCACAUGUUCGACUGGCUCCAGGCGCUGCUGCCCUCCGUGAAGUUUGUGACCGCGUACCGAACGAAGCAGCAGCAGCUGCUGCUGCAGCAGGAGGCAGUGCAUGGGUGGCCUCCGCUUCCAUUGGUGCACCCGCACGAUGCGCUGCUGCGCACAGAACGGGAAGCACUCCUGUCACAGUCUCUAAAGCGUCUCAACGCUGAAAACCUGGACGAGUAUCGCGCGCUGCUGCGCCCCAUCUUAUAUGCGGAGCCGCUACUCGUCGCCCAUCGACUGUUCAUACAAGCCGUCGGCUACAACAAUAACUUCCUCGAUGUCCACACCCGUCUCCUGCGCGGAUUGCCCGGUGCGGUACUAAUGCUUGUUGUGCAGCAAGGUCUCGUGUUGAUGGCUCGCUACGCGGCGGAAGAGAAGAUCACAGAAGCCAACGGGGAGAGCCGUGUGGCGAUCCUGGCAGUCUUUGUUGCGACUCUGUGGCGGGAUAACCUCGACGCAGUGGAUGGUGUGCUACUGGUGCGGCGCGUCGAGCUCGCCUUACGCAGUGACAGUAGUGACGAGAUACUGCUCGGUACGGAGCUCUGUAAGGCCCUCCUCGCCGUGAUGACGCAUCGCACGUUGGAGCACGAGGAGAAGUAUAACCCUGCACAGCUCAAGGCACUGGCCUACACGCCUUCCACCACCUCCUUCUUUGGUAGAGGUGCCAUGACGUCCUUUCGAGUUCGGUACUGGAAAGACACGGCGAGCAGUGCACAGCUACUGCUGUCGCCAGUGGACGUCUUUGUCGGGGCCCGGCAGGCACUACUGACUGCCUUGCAGCAGCCGUGCCUGGUGCCGAUUCAGGGUGAAAAAGAGGGCGAGGACGAUGAGGAGAACGAGAAGCAGCCUGCCAGCGCUGCCCCUUCGGAGCAUCGUCUCACCCUCGGUCAACAGACACUCCUUCACCUGUGCCGCCUUCAAAGCCGCAUCUACGAGCUGCAGCGUGACUUCGACGGCGGCGCAGAGUUGAUCCUCCUGUCCUCAGCGGGACGCUACAACACAAUCAAUGACAUGCUGAUAGCGCUCGAAGAACUGUCACCUCCGCCGACUGAGCGUCCGGUGCUGGAACGCCUGUGCAUCUGCAUUCAUCAAGUAGCCCUUCCUCACAUGGCGUCGCUCAUAGAAGCGCAGCAGCGCCGCAAGUUCGAGUGGGCGUCGGCUUCCACCAGCAACGGCGGUGCCGUGCCGUCAGACGCGGUCUACAGUAUACCGGCACCCACCUUCUCGAGGGUCGUGGCAGCUGUCGACAAGCCCGCGCUGCCCCCAAUUGCACAGCUUCUGCAGUACUUCACUGCCGCGCACUUUGAGUACACGCCGGAUCCCUACGACGCCGCUCGGUGCGAAUGGCGCCAGUGCAUGGAGCGGGCACGAAGCCUGACGAGCCAGAGCUUGAGGGACAACAAGUCUUCCGGCACGGUGAGUGGACGUCGCGCAGCAUCGAUCGUGACGUGGUUGAACGCCGAGGCGAAAAACAUAGAUACGGAGGAGUCCAUGCACAAGCACCAACACAACUCCUCCACUGCGGCCCGUGUGGCGCUUCUGGAGCUGAUUCAGCGCGAGCUCAUUCCUUCCACGGCAGCGCUCGCGUCUGAAGCGGAUGACCGUCUCGUGGAGCUGGCUGGGUCAUACCUCCUGCCCCGCGCCAUGCUGAACCUCCGUGAGGCGGCAACGGUGGCCGCCUUUUUCACGUGGCUCUUCGAGGAAGCAACGUCGGCGGCCGAGCCCGCAGCAGCGGCAGGGCAGGACGAGGCUAAGCAGACACGGUGGUCGCUGCGCUGUCGUGCCAUCGACCUCGCCUUGACGUUUGUCGCAGCGGCCUUUACCUACUUUGUGGGCUUCACAGAUGACGAGUGCAAACGCCUCGGGUGCGUGCUGCAGCACCUCCUGCAGAUACCCGCCCUCAGUGCCCAUUAUCAGCGCCUGGACGCAGCUGCGCGUCUGUCGCCAUUCCUGCUUAAGUACAUUCAGGCGCUGUCCUUCCGCGCAAAGCCUGGUAGUGACGCCACUGCCGCCGUCGGGGGCGGGGCUCAAGUGCUCGGCGACAAGAACGCCCUCACAGAGGCAGCAGCGGCGCCCAGCAAAAAUGCCGUAUGCGACGCGGACGCUGCAACGCACGGAAGCAGAGCUGCUGUCAACAGCGGCGGCCUCCGCACUGUAAGUAGUGCUGUCUUCGAGGGUUUUCUUCAGCUGCCACACGCUCGUCUCACCAACGCCAAUGACGCGAACAGCAGCGAACGCGCCACUCCGGUGUCCUUGCUGAGUUUGGCAAUGGCGCGAGGACUCGUGUCGUCGGCGGAGCAAUCGAAUGAGUCGCUGUCAGCCGCCUCCACUGCUGCCGAUGCCGCGCCUGGCACCCUCUCUGCCGUCCCGUUGCAGUUCGAGUCGUACCUCAUCAGAGCGAUGAUUCAGCUGCUCACUCAUGAGGAGGACGUUCCUGCCUACGCCCACCGCAACCUCUUUCUCGUCCUUGAGCAGCUUGACAAGAGCACCUUUCCCGCGACCUUGUGUGCUGUGGACUUGCUUAUUCGUGCUGUCGAGCCGCACGCGUCGAAGACGAAGUCGUACUACGCCUUGGCCUCGGCCGUGUUGAAGCUGCUGCGGGGGAAUCGACGCCAUCGUCGCGAGCUUCAGCAUACAAUUGCGGCACUCCGCCACGGAGAGGAAAGCGCUGCUCUCACUACCUUGCAGGCAGUGCGGGACGAAGAAGACGGUAGUGCGAUGCCACAGGUCCGUAUGGCCGCCGCGGCCUGUCACGGGCAGUGGCGUCUCAAUGAACACUACAUGAGGCAGCUGCUGCAGAACGAGGCGGCGGUGCUGCUGGAAGACGUACAGGUACGCCAUCGAGUCGACGAAGACAGUGAGGAGGGCGAAGGGAACGAGGAGAGCACCAACGAUAGCCAGGAGGAGAACAACGCCGCCGACGCCGUAAGUUGUUCGAGCGACGACGACGGUCAAGACGUGAAUGUAGAGGGCAUGAGCGACGAUUUGUCUGCUGCGGCUUCCGCACAAGAGAGUGGGGAAGAGGACGAGGAGAACGAUGACAGUGGAAGCGGCGAGGACGCGUCGUGCUUAGGCUCCGAGGAAGAUGAUGACGAAGAGCACGACGAUGGCAACGAUCAAGACGAGUAUGUUAAGAGUGACGACGGCGAAGAUGCGUCGCCUGCGCCGCGCAAACGCCGUCUCGAGCAGUGA